UUAGAAGUCAUGCUUUUCUACUUCCUAUUUCUUUUUCCAUUGGUUGCGUUAGGACAAAAAGACAAAUCUAAUGAAUGUGUGACAAACCGCACCCUUUUCUCAAAAUUGGAUUCCAUAUUUCACCCGAAUCCCUCAGAAUACAUCCUCCUACUUCUCGAUAUUUUCAAUGCACAAUACUGUCUACCUUCCAAAUCCAACUGCCACACCACCCAACUUUAUGGUGAAAGCUUGACAAGAAAAACACGUUGGCUUCAUUACUUGAUGGAGAAAAUAGGCGGAUGUAUCCCUAGUAAAAAACACGAUGAAAUUUGGGAAAAGUGCUCCGGCAAACAGGACCAACAGAAAGAAAAUAAAAAUGAAUUGCUGAAUUCCUGUGAAAAGACUGCUAGUUGUUUUCUUGAUUCAUUGACUUAUAUACCUGAAUGUAAUGUUACAAUUCUUAUUUCAUUGCCGAUUGAACUUCGAAGUAGUUGUCAUAUCGGAAAAGUAGAUCACGAAUUAAUGAAACUAUACGGACUUCCAAUUCUGUAUUGA
Caenorhabditis remanei is the source of this 534-nucleotide messenger RNA. RefSeq lists its product as uncharacterized. NCBI's taxonomy places the organism in Eukaryota, Metazoa, Nematoda, Chromadorea, Rhabditida, Rhabditidae. The transcript has 2 exons. The annotation marks the transcript as partial. The record is from RefSeq and is a predicted model, not a curated record.